Oppiella nova is the source of this 636-nucleotide messenger RNA. The record is from the annotation of a GenBank genome assembly. Lineage: Eukaryota; Metazoa; Arthropoda; Arachnida; Sarcoptiformes; Oppiidae.
AGUGUAGAAUUUCCGGCAUUUUUCAGUCGAAAGAGCGGAUCUCAAGUGGCCUACAACGCGACGACGGCUGAAGAGGUGUCUCGUCUUAUAUUAGCUCGAAAUGAGUUGGGAUUAAAGUGUGGGAUUGUUGUGGCCGUUCCCGUCCCUCAAGAAUAUCAAUCAAACGGAGACUCCGUUGAUAGAGCUAUCAGUGAAGCCUUACAUGAAGUGAAACAAAAGGGUAUUAUCGGGAAAGACGUGACGCCUUAUUUGCUGGAAAGGGUGAACCAAUUAAGUGGUGGCCUAUCGUUGAAGGCAAACAUAGCGCUCAUUGAAAAUAACGCCCGAAUUGGCGCUGAAAUAGCCGUUCAAUACCAGAAACUAAUAAAUGAAUCGAAACUAACAAAUCAAUUGAUUAAGACGUCUAACAAUACGAUUGAUUCAAAGCGGAUAAACACUUGUAAUAAUAAAAGCUAUAAUUCUUACGAGUCAUCAAAGCCUAUGACAGAAUCGAUGCCAGAAUCGGGACAACAAAAGGACGGCCUAAAAGAGCGCCUAAACUACAAUCAAUCAGAUGAGUCGAGUCCUGUAGUGAUCGGCGGAUCGAUAUAUGACAUCGUGGCUGACGCUAACACCGACUCAUUACGUGUGAGUUAA